AUGGCAGAAGUAAACAAUAUAGAUUUGUUCGCAAAUAUCCCACGGGAAAUCACCACAGAUGUUCUCUCAAGACUCCCCAUAGGCAGCAUCAUCGAGGCCAAAUUCGUGUGCAAGGAAUUCCGUGAUGUCAUCGAGAGCCCCGGCUUCCAUCUCUCCGAACCCCAACCGCACCUCCUCGUAAUUCCAUACACCACUACUUCUUCAUCCACAUCUUGGCACGCUAAAUUCUUGAAGUUGAAGGAUGAUGGAAUCGUCCCUAACACGGUGGCCAUCGAGUUGGCCGUCCCCGGCUACACACCCCUCCUACUUAGCUCCGUCAACGGUUUGAUCUUGCUAUCGGAGAACCACGAUGAUCUCCCCCUUCAUAAUCUCUCUAUAUGCAAUCCCAUCACCCGCGAAUAUGUCACACUUCCUAAUCCUCCCCCUCCAGAGUAUCACUACUCGCGAAACAGUAGUUUUGGACUUGGGGUGAGUAUAAGGACCCGCCAAUAUAAGGUGGUUCGGAUUGUCCAACUUGAGAGUAAAGAGUACGAAUGUCAAGUAUACACUCUGGGAACGGGGAAAUGGAGGACCAUUAUUGUGGGGACCUCACCUGUAAAGUCAAGGGCCGUGUGUUCGUUCGUGGCUUCACUGGCUGCUAGUAUGGAGUGA
This is a messenger RNA of Salvia hispanica, 651 nucleotides long. Its product is annotated as F-box protein At3g07870-like. The record is from RefSeq and is a predicted model, not a curated record. Gene Ontology annotation, molecular function: protein binding. Lineage: Eukaryota; Viridiplantae; Streptophyta; Magnoliopsida; Lamiales; Lamiaceae.